Molecule: messenger RNA, 2076 nt
Organism: Rubroshorea leprosula
Lineage: Eukaryota; Viridiplantae; Streptophyta; Magnoliopsida; Malvales; Dipterocarpaceae
Source: the annotation of a GenBank genome assembly
GGCUGGUUACUACAGUUACAAGUGGGCUGAAGUAUUGUCUGCAGAUGCUUUCUUGGCAUUUGAGGCUGCUGGAUUAGAUUAUAGCAAGGCUGUUAAAGAAACCGGCUGGAAGUUUCAAGAGACAAUUCUUGCUCGUGGAGGUGGAAAAGCACCAGUAGAGACUUCCUACCAUCUACCAAGCCAUGGAAAGUUCAAAAUGUGUUUCCUUUAUUCUUCUUCUUCUUCUUCUUCUUCCAUCUUCAUAUCCAAUAAGUUUUCAAAUACCCAACUUUACCCCUAGUCCCAAUUACAUUCUCUACCAAGGAGAUGCAGAGUCUUCCUCUGGAAUAGUGGAGUUAACAAGCAAGGUUGAACCUUUUCGUGUUGGUUGGGUCACAUAUGCAAAUGAAGUCUUGAUGUGGGACUCCAACUCAGGAAAGCUUUCAGACUUUACUUGUCAUUUCUCCUUCAGCAUUAAUCCGUUGAGUCCAAAUAUGACCAACGAUGGAAUUGAGUUCUUCCUUGCUCCUGUUGGAUUUCAAAUCCCACCCAACUCUGCUGGUGGCUACCUUGGCCUAUUCAACACCACAACAAGAGAUUCCUCCUCAAAUAGGAUCAUCUUAGUGGAAUUUGACACUUACCCGAACCCUGAAUGGGAUCCUAUGGAGGUCCAAACUCAUGUGGGUAUUAAUAUCAAUUCUAUACGCUCUGUCGUUUACACUCCCUGGAAUGCAAGUUUCCACAUUAGGGAUACUGCUGAUGUAUUGAUUACUUAUAAUUCUACAACCAAGAAUUUAAGUGUCUCAUGGAGCUAUCAAAACACCAAAAAUCCUCAAGAGAAUUCAACCCUUUAUUACCUGGUUGAUUUAAGGAAUGUUUCAAACAAUUGGGUGACAAUAGGCUUUUCAGCUUCUACAGGAGGUGUAGCUGGACAACACACACUCAAAUCUUGGAAAUUCAAUUCAAGUUUGGAUGCUAAGGAAGCAGAUGAGAAUUCAUCAAGAAAGAUCAAAAUAGUUGUUGCUAUUGCAGUACUGGUGAUUGUUCUUCUCAUUGGAACACUUUUAGCAUAUGUGAUUAUAAGGCAAAGAAAGAAGGUAAAUAAAAGGGCAGAGGUAACAAAUUUAACAUCUAUCAAUGACGAUUUUGAGAUGGGCACCGGACCGCGAAGGUUUUCAUACCAAGAUCUUGCCUCUGCUACUAACGAUUUCUCUCAAGAUAGGAAAUUGGGUGAAGGAGGUUUCGGUGCAGUUUAUAGAGGCUAUCUAGCCGAUGUAGACAUGUUGAUUGCUGUAAAGAAAAUUUCUAAAGGAUCAAAACAAGGAAAAAAGGAGUAUGUAACAGAGGUGAAGAUCAUUAGUCAGUUAAGGCAUCGAAAUUUGGUGCAGCUUAUUGGUUGGUGUCAUGAAAGGAGUGAGUUCUUGCUUGUUUAUGAGUUCAUGUCAAAUGGUAGUCUUGAUUCUCAUCUCUUUGGCAAAAAAAGUCCUUUUCCUUGGCAUAUAAGGUAUAGAAUAACACUUGGAUUGGCCUCGGCAAUUCUGUAUCUUCACGAAGAGUGGGAGCAACGUGUGGUUCAUAGGGAUAUUAAGUCAAGGUUGGCAGGUACUUUUGGCUACUUGGCUCCAGAGUACAUAAGUACAAGGAAGGCAAGUAAAGAGUCAGAUGUGUUUAGUUUUGGGGUGGUGAUAUUAGAGAUUGCUACCGGAAGAAAGUCUACAGAUCGAAUGGGGGAAGAGUCUGAUUUGGGGUUGGUGGAAUGGGUUUGGGAUCUUUACGGGAAAGGAAGACUUCAUUCCAGUGUUGAUGAGAGAGUGAGGAAGGAUUUUGAUGAGAAACAAGCAGAAUGUUUGAUGAUUGUUGGAAUGUGGUGCUCUCACCCUGAUAGCAGCUUAAGGCCAUCAAUUAGGCUAGCAAUUCAGGUUUUAAAGUUUGAGACAACAAUGCCAAAUCUUCCUACAAAAAUGCCUGUGCCUAUGUAUCGUGUACCUACACCAUUAGCUAACUCUAGAGAACCUUCUAUUUCGUAUUCUAGCAUAGAGGCAGGUCGUUAAGACAUGAUUUAGUUAACUUUUCAUCAAAUAAAAUAUCUGGUUAUCU